Molecule: messenger RNA, 1353 nt
Organism: Jaculus jaculus (lesser Egyptian jerboa)
Lineage: Eukaryota; Metazoa; Chordata; Mammalia; Rodentia; Dipodidae
Gene: Nme9
Product: NME/NM23 family member 9
Exons: 12
Coding region: 92-1075 (327 amino acids)
Biological process (GO): GTP biosynthetic process; UTP biosynthetic process; CTP biosynthetic process
Molecular function (GO): nucleoside diphosphate kinase activity
Source: RefSeq, a predicted model, not a curated record
GCUAGGACGACCGUAGCCGGGUCACAGCUUGGUCCACCGGAGACUCCCUGAGCGCGCAGGAGAAUCUGCAUCUGUCGGAGGUCGCAGAGCUAUGGGUAGCAAGAAGAAGGAAACUGCCUUGCAGGUGAACAUCAGCACCCAGGAACUUUGGGAAGAAAUGCUCAGUUCCAAAGGACUCACUGUUGUGGACGUCUAUCAAGGCUGGUGUGGCCCCUGCAGACCUGUGGUGAGUCUCUUCCAGAAGAUGAGGACUGAGGUCGGCCUGGACUUGCUGCACUUUGCUUUGGCCGAGGCAGAUUGUCUUGAUGUCCUUGAAAAAUACCGAGGGAAGUGUGAACCAACCUUUCUGUUUUAUGCAGGUGGAGAGCUGGUGGCCGUGGUCAGGGGUGCAAAUGCCCCACUGCUUCAGAAGACGAUCCUUGAGCAGCUGGAGGCUGAAAAGAAGGUGCUGGCUGAAGGCAGAGAACGGAAAGUGAUUAAAGACGAGGCUCUUUCUGACAGAGCUGAGUGUUUUUCCCAAGAAAAGGCUGGUGAAGAUGAAGACAUAGUGUCAUCAGAGCAGACCUGUACCCUGGCAAUCAUUAAGCCGGAUGCAGUGGUCCAUGGAAAGACAGAUGAGAUUAUUAUGAAGAUCCAGGAAGCAGGAUUUGACAUCCUAACAAAUGAAGAAAGAACCAUGACAGAGGCAGAAAUGAAACUUUUCUACCAACACAGAGCUGGGGAGGAUACAUUUGAGAAGCUGGUGCACCACAUGUGCAGUGGGCCAAGCCGUCUACUGAUCCUCACCAGGACCGAAGGCCCUGAAGAUGUGGUCUCUGCCUGGCAAGCCCUCAUGGGGCCCUGUGACCCCAAUGUGGCCAGAAGGGAGCAGCCUGAAAGUCUCCGUGCCCAGUAUGGCACAGAAAUGCCUUUCAAUGCUGUGCACGGAAGCCGCGGCAGAGAAGACGCCGCGAGAGAGCUGGCCUUGCUGUUCCCCGGCCUCCAGUUCUCAUGGGAAGACACACAAGUCCCACGUGGUGCUGAAGAGGAGGAAGUGGGCCCCACAGAGGUGCCUCACCUCUCUGGACAGGACUGAGAAGCUGAGUUGCUCUUCUGAGUGUACGGCCAGGAGCAAGGCCACAGGCAAGAUGAACUGUGUGCUUCUGUCUGCACAGAAGGAACCUCAGAGUAGAACUUCUGAGUACCAGCACAUUCUUUCCUGACUUACUGAAGGACUUACAGCGAAUAACCGUCCCUCCGUUGGACAUUACAAAGUAUUAAAUGGGUGUGAAUCAUUGUGCUGUCUUGAAACAUUAUGUCACUUCAGAGAACACUGGACCUCUCCAACAAUAAAUCACUGUUUUUCUGAUGGUA